Molecule: messenger RNA, 2300 nt
Organism: Mercurialis annua (annual mercury)
Lineage: Eukaryota; Viridiplantae; Streptophyta; Magnoliopsida; Malpighiales; Euphorbiaceae
Product: peptidyl-prolyl cis-trans isomerase CYP71
Exons: 14
Coding region: 85-1965 (626 amino acids)
Biological process (GO): protein folding; protein peptidyl-prolyl isomerization
Molecular function (GO): peptidyl-prolyl cis-trans isomerase activity; protein binding
Source: RefSeq, a predicted model, not a curated record
AGGAGAAAAUUAGCGCGCAUCAAAAACCUCAGAACCUGCAAAUUUUCACUUCUUUCCAAAACCCUAGAAUAAUAAAAAACGGUGAUGGAGGAACCGCAAACCGGCAACGGAGGUGCGAAUGCAACUGAGACUGUACCACCACCGGAGACCGAUGAUGAGCCAAUGAUCGGUCCUGGUCCGGUUACGAAAGCUCGCGCUAAGCGUCCUCUUCAGUUCGAACAAGCUUAUCUCAAUGCACUUCCAUCUGCUAACAUGUACGAGAAAAGUUAUAUGCAUAGGGAUGUGGUGACACAUGUUGCUGUUUCAGCUGCUGAUUUUUUUAUAACAGGAAGUACUGAUGGGCAUUUGAAAUUUUGGAAGAAAAAAGCUGCUGGGAUUGAGUUUGCUAAACAUUUUAGAUCCCAUCUUGGUCCCAUAGAAGGCUUAGCGGUUAGCAUGGAUGGUUUACUUUGCUGUACAAUUUCCGAUGAUCGUUCUGUAAAAGUGUAUGAUGUUGUGAAUUAUGACAUGAUGGUCAUGAUCCAGCUACCGUUCACUCCUGGAAGUGUUGAGUGGGUAUAUAAACAAGGGGAUGUCAAAGCUAGGCUUGCCAUUAGUGAUCGGGACUCCAAAUUUGUGCGCAUAUAUGAUGCACGAUCUGGUUCAAAUGAACCUAUCAUCUCUAGAGAAAUACAUUUGGGCGAAAUUAAAAUUAUGAAAUACAAUCCCGAAUUUGACACUGUUAUAUCUGCCGAUGAUAAAGGAAUGAUCGAGUAUUGGAGUCCUACCACGUUGCGGUUCCCCGAGAGCGGAGUGAAUUUUAGACUGAAAAGUGAUACCAACCUGUUUGAAAUUGUGAAAUGCAAGACAAGUGUUUCCACUAUAGAGGUGAGCCCAGAUGGCAAUCAAUUUUCUGUGACAUCACCUGAUCGUAGGAUACGUGUAUUUUGGUUCAGAACGGGUAAGCUAAGGCGAGUCUAUGAUGAAUCUCUGGAGGUGGCUCAAGAUCUUCAGAGAAGUGAUGCACCCUUGUAUCGGUUGGAAGCUAUUGAUUUUGGUAGAAGAAUGGCUGUUGAGAAAGAAAUUGAGAAAACAGAAACUGCACCACAGCCAAAUGCUGUUUUUGAUGAAAGUUCUAAUUUCCUGAUAUAUGCAACCCUCCUUGGGAUAAAAGUGGUUAAUUUACACACCAAUAAAGUUGCCCGAAUUCUUGGAAAGGUAGAGAACAAUGACAGAUUUUUGCAGAUUGCCUUGUAUCAAGGUGAUCGAAGCAGUAAGAGAGUGAGAAAGAUUCCCGCAGCUACAGCAAAUGUCAAUGAGAGUAAAGAGCCUCUAUCAGAUCCUACUCUCUUGUGCUGUGCUUUCAAGAAACAUAGGAUUUAUUUAUUCAGCCAGAGAGAACCAGAAGAAGCUGAGGAUGCAACAAAGGGAAGGGAUGUGUUUAAUGAAAAGCCUCCAGCAGAUGAACUUUUGUCUGCAUCAGAUAUAGGAAAAUCAGUUACUACAUCUCUUCCUGACAAUGUGAUUAUGCAUACCACAAUGGGUGACGUUCAAUUGAGGCUGUAUCCUGAAGAAUGUCCAAAAACUGUGGAGAAUUUUACUACACAUUGCCGAAAUGGCUAUUAUGAUAAUCUUAUUUUCCAUCGUGUUAUCAAAGGUUUCAUGAUACAGACUGGAGACCCCUUGGGAGAUGGCACUGGUGGGCAGUCUAUUUGGGGAAGGGAGUUUGAGGAUGAGUUUCAUAAAAGUUUACGGCAUGAUAGACCUUUCACAGUGUCGAUGGCAAAUGCGGGCACAAAUACAAACGGCUCACAGUUCUUUAUCACUACUGUGGCCACACCAUGGCUGGACAAUAAGCACACUGUUUUUGGUAGAGUUGUAAAGGGAAUGGAUGUUGUCCAGUCAAUUGAGAAGGUGAAGACUGACAAGGGGGACAAGCCAUAUCAAGAUGUAAAAAUCCUGAAUGUUACUGUCCCCAAGUCCUAGAAAUCUUCUACCUUUUCGUUGGUGAAUCUUUCUUGAUAUUGAUGCUGGUCGGAAAGAGCAUCAAAUCUCAAGCAUAACAGUACAUUGAAGAUGGACAUCUUAGUUCUGCAGUCUUAGAUGCCUUUAAAGAGGCUUUGCCAUUUACGGGGAUUCUUACCAUUCCGAUCUUUGUGGUAUGAACGAGUAGUUCCUGUAUAAGAUUACUGAUUGAAUCAUCGAUGAAAAUUGUCACAAUAUCUUCUAGUAUUGAUAUGUGAUUUUUUAUGGUUUGUUGACGUUUACUUGCUUUAAUGCAUGCUUUUGGGGUUAUCUUAUUUUUAAAACUAUUUUGCUUA